Acomys russatus (golden spiny mouse) is the source of this 2588-nucleotide messenger RNA. RefSeq names its product GATA binding protein 3 (gene Gata3). Lineage: Eukaryota; Metazoa; Chordata; Mammalia; Rodentia; Muridae. Gene Ontology annotation, cellular component: nucleus. The record is from RefSeq and is a predicted model, not a curated record. The transcript is spliced from 6 exons. Gene Ontology annotation, molecular function: RNA polymerase II cis-regulatory region sequence-specific DNA binding; DNA-binding transcription factor activity, RNA polymerase II-specific; zinc ion binding. Bases 706 to 2037 code for a protein of 443 amino acids. Gene Ontology annotation, biological process: negative regulation of transcription by RNA polymerase II; regulation of epithelial cell differentiation; positive regulation of transcription by RNA polymerase II.
CCUCCUGCCAGCGCCAGGCUCCUCCCCCUCGGCGCGGAUGACACUAGAACCUCCUUAAGUUGCGUCGCGCCACAGCUGUCUGCGAACACUGAGCUGCCUGGCGCCGUCUUGAUAGUUUCAGAAAGAAUGCAUUCCCUGUAAAAAAAAAAAAAAAAAAAUACCGAGAGAGGGAGAGGGAAAGAGAGAAAGAGAGAGGGAGAGAAAGACUGAGUGAGAGAGACACAGAGUGCUACGCAAGCUGACCGGGCAGGUCACACGCCUCCUCCUCCUCCUCCUCUACGCUCCUAGCUACUCAGGUGAUCGAAAGAGCAACCGUCUCUGAGCUUUAAGGAAUCGGUGUGCAGUGUGGCCACACUUGGAUUCCAACGUCCCCUCUCUGUUUCUCUCUCUCUUUCUUUUCCUUUUGCAUUUGGCCCCUUUAUUACGCCGUGUCUAUCAUUUUUUUGGGGGAGGGGGGUCCCCUCUUUUUUCCCUCUUUUUACUUUUUUCUUUCUUUUGCUAAACUAUCCCGCAAAGAUUUUUCUUUACUCCCUAAGCCCUCUUUUUUGCUCAUCCCUUCAAUCCCCUUCACUACAAACAAACCAUUAAACGACCCCUCUCCCGGGCCUCCGACGGCAGAAGUCUGCGGACCUCCCAGGCCGACAGCCCUCCCUCUACACGCGAGGGUUCCGGGCCCGGCGAGAGGGCGCGAGCACAGCCGAGGACAUGGAGGUGACUGCGGACCAACCGCGCUGGGUGAGCCACCACCACGCCACGGUCCUCAACGGGCAGCACCCGGACACGCACCACCCGGGCCUCGGCCACUCAUACAUGGACCCGGCUCAGUAUCCCCUGACGGAAGAGGUGGACGUACUUUUUAACAUCGAUGGUCAAGGCAACCACGUCCCGUCCUACUACGGAAACUCGGUCAGAGCUACCGUGCAGAGGUACCCUCCGACUCAUCACGGGAGCCAGGUAUGCCGCCCGCCCCUGCUGCACGGAUCCCUGCCUUGGCUGGAUGGCGGCAAAGCCCUGAGCAGCCACCACACCGCCUCGCCCUGGAACCUCAGCCCCUUCUCCAAGACGUCAAUCCACCACGGCUCUCCAGGGCCCCUGUCGGUCUACCCUCCGGCUUCAUCUUCUUCUCUGGCCGCGGGCCACUCUAGUCCGCAUCUCUUCACCUUCCCGCCAACCCCUCCUAAGGACGUCUCCCCAGACCCGUCGCUGUCCACCCCGGGAUCGGCAGGCUCAGCUAGGCAAGAUGAGAAAGAGUGCCUCAAAUAUCAGGUGCUACCGGAUAGCAUGAAGCUGGAGGCAUCUCACUCCAGAGGCAGCAUGACCACCUUGGGAGGGGCCUCGUCCUCAACCCACCACCCCAUUACCACCUAUCCGCCCUACGUGCCCGAGUACAGCGCCGGACUCUUCCCCCCCAGCAGCCUGCUGGGAGGAUCCCCUACCGGGUUCGGAUGUAAGUCCAGGCCCAAGGCAAGAUCCAGCACAGAAGGCAGGGAGUGUGUGAACUGCGGGGCAACCUCUACCCCACUGUGGCGGCGAGAUGGUACCGGGCACUAUCUUUGUAAUGCCUGCGGACUCUACCAUAAAAUGAAUGGACAGAACCGGCCCCUUAUCAAGCCCAAGAGGAGGCUGUCGGCAGCCAGGAGAGCAGGGACAUCCUGUGCAAACUGUCAGACCACCACCACCACCCUCUGGAGGAGGAACGCUAACGGGGACCCUGUCUGUAAUGCCUGUGGACUGUACUACAAGCUUCACAAUAUUAACAGACCCCUGACUAUGAAGAAGGAAGGCAUCCAGACCCGAAACCGGAAGAUGUCUAGCAAAUCCAAAAAGUGCAAAAAGGUGCAUGACGCGCUGGAGGACUUCCCCAAGAGCAGCUCCUUCAACCCGGCCGCCCUGUCCAGACACAUGUCAUCGCUGAGUCACAUCUCCCCAUUCAGCCACUCCAGCCACAUGCUGACCACACCGACGCCCAUGCACCCACCCUCUGGCCUCUCCUUUGGACCUCACCACCCUUCCAGCAUGGUCACCGCCAUGGGGUAGAAAGGGGAGAGCCCUGCUCCACAAGCCCAUGGAGUCUGCAAGUCUGCAAAGAGUCCUCCCUCCCCCCACGGCCCCUUCUACUUGCGUUUUUUGCAGGAGCAGUAUCAUGAAGCCCGAAAGCGACAGAUCUAUGUUUUUUGAAGGCAGAGAGCAAAAUGUUUGCUUCUUUUCCAAAAGGAGCUCCGGGUAGUGUCUGUGUUCCAACCACUGAAUCCGGGUCCCAUUUGUGAAUAAGCCAUUCAGACUCAUAUUCCCUAUUUUUAACAGGGUCUCUAGUGCUGUGAAAAAAAAAAUUGCUGAACAUUGCAUAUAACUUAUAUUGUAAGAAAUAUUGUACAUUUGAGGAAGACUUUAUUGUACCUGGAUAGCUGUAAGAAAGGCAUGAAGGACACCAAGAAUUUUAAGGAAUAUAGGGAAAAUAAAGUAUGGAGAUACAGAAGAAACUAAGUCUGAUGUCCAAAUGGGCACACUGUCAAUUUUGUUUCCCUUUAGUUGUUUGAUGCUUAAAAAAAAAUAAAAAUAAAAAAACCAAAAAUUUUAAAAAGGAAAAA